Molecule: messenger RNA, 4890 nt
Organism: Dicentrarchus labrax (European seabass)
Lineage: Eukaryota; Metazoa; Chordata; Actinopteri; Moronidae
Gene: camkmt
Product: calmodulin-lysine N-methyltransferase
Exons: 12
Coding region: 27-1142 (371 amino acids)
Cellular component (GO): cytoplasm
Molecular function (GO): calmodulin-lysine N-methyltransferase activity
Source: RefSeq, a predicted model, not a curated record
UGAAGAGACACCGUUUUAAAUAAUGGAUGACUUGGCGUUAUCGACGAGAUAACUUAACGGUCGGUAAACUUACACCGAGCCUAAGAUUUAUUUCCGCCCACAACUUCGAAGUUAAAAUGGAGAGGGACUCCACCGGCACUGCAGAGAAGAUCGAGCCGGCUUCGCCUUUGAGGAAACAUAUUAAUGAAGACACCUGCGCAGCUGAUUCCCAUAACGUGAGCUCCCGGGAUGGCCCCUGUGGUACUACUGAUGUCGCAAAGGCCAGGUGGACUCUACUGAGACAGGUGUUACGUCAGAAGCAGAUGGAAAGUCCAGAGGUCAAACAGGUGUCUGUUCGCAGGUUUGCUACGUUUGACCUUUUCAGCAGGAAAAGGCUUUUGACACAAGACCCUGGUGAUACCUCAGAUGAGCAGUGGGUGGAGUACAGAAGUGUCUACUUUCCUGAGUACAGUGCCUUACUCAGGGAUAACCUGGGGCCUCUUAGGGUUAAUGAAGUGCUCAACAGUUUCGACAACACCGGUAAUGUCUGUGUGUGGCCAUCUGAAGAGGUGAUGGCUCAUUACUGUCUCCAGAAACGUCACAUGUUCAAGGGUGCAGUGUGUGAGUUAGGAGGAGGUAUGACUUGCCUUGCUGGGCUCAUGGUUGCCAUUUGUGCUGACGUGAAAGAAGUUCUGCUAUCAGAUGGGAACGAGAAGUCCAUUCAGAAUGUACGAGGGCUGGUUGAGAGAAACAGGCAAGCUGGAAAGUUUGGGUCAAUACAUGUAUCUGCCAGGGUGAUGAGGUGGGACUGUGAGUCAGACAUUUCAGGACUAGAGGGUCACUUUGACAUUGUCAUGUGUGCAGACUGUUUGUUUCUCGACCAGUACAGAGGCUGCCUGGUUGAUGCUAUAAGGAGAUUACUGCAACCCAACGGCAUGGCGCUGGUGUUUGCUCCACUGCGUGGUGAAACUCUGAGACUGUUUUGUCAACUGGCACAGCAGGCCGGACUCUACGUCUCUCAACACCAGCAGUAUGAUGCUCAGGUCAUGGAUGUUCACUUAAAGAUGCUGAGAGAGGGAAAAGAGGUAUACGAUGAGAACAUCCACUAUCCUCUCCUCAUCACCUUGACCAAAGGACCUCAACCUGUCAGCCACACUCAGUAAACCAAAACAAGUGAGCCCUCAGUUCCACGCACUACCACUCCACAUGCGUUUGGAUGUUUGAGAUGGAUUGAGCCUACAGAGUCAUGUCAUCAAUGUGAUCCAUGAGUGAUCAAAGUGAGGAGGAAGAAUUGCACUGAAAGAGCAGUAUUAAGCUACGGUAGAGUAGGGUUUGUUGCAAAGUUUAGUCAGAUUGGCACAGAGCGAAUCUAGUUGUGGUCAUAUUGGAGACAUUUUUCAUAUUGAUACUGGCCACUGAGAGGGUUUAUUAUCAGAUGGUGCAUGGCUUUGGACAAUAUUUGAGCGUGCAUGUUUUGUAGUUUGAAGUGUUUGUGGGGAACAACCUCAUUUCCAAAGCAGUGGGGAUACUUUCACUGCAGCUGAGGAGAAAGAAAAGGAGAGGCAGAUUUAUUCUGACCUACUAUGUUUUAACCAUCUGCCAUAUGCCAAAUAACUACUGUCAGUCUCCAAAAUAGUCAGUCGGUCAAACCGUUUGACCUAACACUUCAUUAUCACAAUCAUUAAUCAAUCAGUCAACUAAGCUAGUUAUCCCUUUGGAUAAUCAAGCAUCCACAAAAGUCAACCACAUUGCCAAACAGUCCUCUGGACAGCCAGAUAGAUAACCAGUCAGUAUUCAGUUAUCUAAUAUGGCUGGUUAAUUAUCCAUUUAUCCAGUUAUCAUUAAAGCUAACAAGCCAAUUAGUUUAUUCAGUUAACUACUACUAUUAAUUUAUUAUUAUUAUAUAAUUAAUAACUGUUCAGUCAGUGAGUUUCAUGGGCAUUUCCUCCGUCAGUCCUACUGUAGGUGUCAGUUAUUCUUUCUGUUGGCUCUUUUUAACUGUCAGUAUUAACCUAUGCCACUGUGUUUCUGGCCCCAGCAUGGAGGCCAGCUCUAAUUCAUUCACUAUCACAGACUGUGGAGCAACUCACAGUUUCCUGUGCGUUUCCUUUCUUUCUUUGUUCCCUUCCUCCCCCACUUUAAUUUCUUCUAAUAGAACUUAUUCAUCCCAGUCAGAGGUCAGUUUUAAUAACUUCUUUUGUGCGUUACUUACAACAGUGCAUUAAUACAUUAAGGUGCUUUCAGACUCAGCAGUUGUUGCUGCCCAGGAACUACACCUAGCAUAUUCCACAGCAACAUCGCCACAGAUACAAGUAAUACACUGUAUGUCACAUAAUGUCAUUUUAUUUAUUACACAGCUCUGUUGGUGUUAUAAUCUGUGAACUGUACAACAUGUUCUGACUCUCCAAUCCCACCAACAUCACCACCGCCUCCUGCUUUACUGCUAGUUUGUUAAAAAGUUGCUACUGAUGGAUUUCCAAAACAAAACGCAGCUCCAUUUUGUCUGCUGUCAUGACUGCUCCAGGUCGCACUGACAGCGAUGGAUUUCAAAGAUAACUGGGGCUGGCGAGUCUAUUUGAGUCGCCAGCUGAAUCCUACGUCACUUCAUUCGCAAACAUUUUGCGCUUUCAAAGCUUAAAAUGAGUCAUCAGACUGGCAACAAUCAGAUCCUGUGGCAGCUCCUAGUCUGAAACCACCUUCAGGAAGUGCUUGUGUCUAAAGUGAGACAGAAAGAGAGAGAGACUACAAUGACUCCUUCUCACAUUUAUUGACAAGUGACCCAAAUACUGUGGAAUAGAUAGAAAAAGUCAUAUGCUAUUAAUACAGAGCAGGAUUUCUUUGCGUCUUUUUUUCUUCUUCUUUUCUUUUUUCCCCUGUGUCUACCCCCAAUGUCCACUGGUUGCAGACAGUCUGCUGCCAACUCCAAGUUCAGGGCCUAUUUGUGCUGGGACUGCUGUUGUCUCUGAAGUGCAACAUUUACAUUUGAAUGUAUGUACUGCCUACAUAAUGACAGUUGACAGGAACAUUCAUAUUUAAUGUUGUCUUAAUUUGUUAUUGAUAUGUCUUUCUGUUCAUUUAUGUCACCUCUCCAGUUAAGUCUGAAAAGCAGGAGAAGGAAUGUUUCAGUUUUAAUUCUGCUAAUAUACACUACUCAGAUAGAUACAAAGAUGGCAUGCACUCCAUAACUCAAAGUGUUACUCCAAUGAUCAUAACUGAGCUGCACUUGUGUUUGUGUGUAUGCAUGUAAAACACAAAAAAUGUCAGCCAAACCACUCAAAACAAUAUUUGAAUAUUAUAUUCAUUUUAUAUUUGGCUGCUUGAACAGGAACACUGUGCAGCCACAUCCAGUGGACAUUCGGGGUUAGAAGAUUUUUCAAAUGGAUCAAAUAUGUGCAAACAUAGUUCUUGAAAGUCACACAAUGUCCUAAUAGCUUCAAGCGAAAAAUGUUCACACAUUCAGACCAUGCUCCUCUAUUUUCUGUUGGCAUUUCUUUUUUUUAUCAGCACAAUUAACUGCUUCACUCAGGUCUUUCCAAUGCAUUCAGCUGUUCCCUGUUUUCCUGAAGUGUCAGUGGGUCACUCAAGCCUAAAGUUGUACCUAUCUAUCACAAGUAAGGUGUUUCCAUAUUUCACUGUGAUCCAUUGCUGUAUACAACAGCCAAGAAGCUAUGCAGUAUCUCUCAGUGGCUGCUGUUUACAUUCCUCAUGUUGAAAUGGAAUAAUCCACCUUCAGAAAUAAGAGGUAUUCCCUGUGUGUAACUACUCAGAAAAGUAAAUUAAGCCAGUUUUAUCAGUGGUCUCAAUGCUUUGAGGACUUAAAUUGCAUUGCAAAAAUGUUCCCAUUGCAAAGGGUUUAGAAGUAUAUUUAAUUACAUUUUUAUCUGUAAUGCAGCUUUCUGUAUACCUUUGAUAUCUGUGGGCUAACACAGAAACACCACCAGUAAAGUGACUUCAUCACUGUCUAGUGACAUCACCACCACUAACAGUGAUGUAAUUUUACAACACACUGUUUACUGUGACAUCCAUGCUGCUUCUUCCAACGUCACUGCCUCUAUUUAUGGCAAAAAAAAAGAGAAAAAAAAAGAAACUUGACACACCCUUGUGCCCUCUGCUGUGAUGUCACGUUUUCACAAGUGAUAUCAUCACUUCUUGUUGUGAUAUUAGUGCUGUGUGCUUGGACAGUUACCACCUCUCACUGUGACAUCGACAGACAGAAACAACUCAUAGUCGGUAUUAUUCAGAGAAGGUUGUGUGGUCUUUAUUUGGAUUUAUUAAUAACAUUAAUAGUGAGAAAUCCAACAGUUGUUAUAGGCCACAGACGAGGAUCUUGCUGCUGAGAAUUGGGCAAACAUCAUACAGGAAUGCUCUAAUGCUCCAAAUAGAAUAAUGUCACUGUGUUGUGGGAUGUCUCAGCUAUGCUUAUUUUGAUUAUAAAACUGAAUUCUUGGAAUUGUUUUGCAGGCCAUGUCCACACUAAGUCAGAUUGAUUUCGAAUUGGAUCAAUUUUUUUUUAUUUGGGCCUUCUUUCUACACUCAAAAAGUUUAAGCUGCUUCUGCUGCAUUUCACUGUGUAGGGACACCGGACAGUUUCAAAAAUAUUAAUGUACAAUUAUCAUGUGAUUUGGUGUAAAAGGUCUGGUUCAAGUUUUCUGUGCAUGGUGUUAUAGAGUGGCUUAUAGCUUUUUAAUUUUAAUAUUGUUUUUGGGUUUGACACAAACAUAAAACUGUUCACUUCAAUGAAAUAUUCCAAUGUAUCCACUUUAGUGUGGACAUGGCCUCACAUAGUGAGUUUGUCUGUUCAGUAGGCCUAUAUCAAAUUUCCUCUGCUUCACUGUAAUCAAUGCUGUACUUGCAGUCUAAGGAUGAGUGAUUUUUUUUGUGAACAAAUAAAAAUAAAAACAUUUUCUUCAA